CGCGGUUUCUGCUCCGCAGAGCUCCGAUGGUGCGCUGGCUGUACCUGUCCGGGCUGGUGCUCGCCGUGCUCAUCCCGGCCGGCUGGCAGCUGGCUCCCGAGCAGCUGCGCCACCUGGCCAGAUGGAAGUUGUUUGGAGCCCAGAACUCCCCGAGCUUCCCGUCCCUCAUCAAGAGACACUCAGAGGGGACCUUCACGAGUGACUUCACGCGGUACCUGGACAGGAUGAAGGCCAAGGACUUCGUGCACUGGCUCAUCAACACAAAGAGGUACAAUUAACAGGAAAUCCGGGCAGCAGCUUUCCAGUCACAUCCACGUAGGAACGUUGGACCUCUCCAUCACCAGCCAGGAUUGGGAGCUCCAUGGGAAGGAUUUGAAGCAU
Ficedula albicollis (Collared flycatcher) is the source of this 381-nucleotide messenger RNA. Its product is annotated as glucagon-like. Gene Ontology annotation, cellular component: extracellular region. The record is from RefSeq and is a predicted model, not a curated record. The transcript has 3 exons. Bases 27 to 278 code for a protein of 83 amino acids. Gene Ontology annotation, biological process: positive regulation of insulin secretion involved in cellular response to glucose stimulus; adenylate cyclase-modulating G protein-coupled receptor signaling pathway; negative regulation of apoptotic process. Gene Ontology annotation, molecular function: glucagon receptor binding; hormone activity. NCBI's taxonomy places the organism in Eukaryota, Metazoa, Chordata, Aves, Passeriformes, Muscicapidae.